This is a messenger RNA of Mirounga angustirostris (Northern elephant seal), 2234 nucleotides long. RefSeq names its product monooxygenase DBH like 1 (gene MOXD1). Gene Ontology annotation, molecular function: copper ion binding; dopamine beta-monooxygenase activity. Gene Ontology annotation, cellular component: secretory granule membrane. Lineage: Eukaryota; Metazoa; Chordata; Mammalia; Carnivora; Phocidae. Bases 357 to 2234 code for a protein of 625 amino acids. The record is from RefSeq and is a predicted model, not a curated record. The transcript is spliced from 12 exons. Gene Ontology annotation, biological process: octopamine biosynthetic process; dopamine catabolic process; norepinephrine biosynthetic process.
GCUCCCAGAACUAGAGGGCUCACUCCUUUCCCCUCGGCCCCAGCCCCCUCUUCUCGGCUUCUGCCUCCUGCACCCAGGACGUCGCUCUCUUGCCUCCCCACCGAGCCCAGACCUCGGGGACCGGGCCAGGGUGCGGGGCCGCAGGUGGAUGCGCGGGAAGCCCGACGCGCCGAGCGAGGGUCGCCAGCGGCUGCGAGGGGAGCGGGAGCGGGAGCGGGAGCGGCUGGGGCCCCUCCCCGCGGGCGGGCCGAGGGGGCGGGCCCAGGCCUCCCGCGCGCCGCCGCCGCCCCUCGAGCCGCGUCCUCGCUCUGCCUGUCGGCGCGACCCAGGUGCCGGCGGGCAGGAGGCGCCCGAGGAUGUGCGGCUGGCCGCUGCUCCUGCUUUGGGGGCUGCUCCCCGGCGCGGCGGCGGGGGGCUUGGGCCGGGCCCUCCCGCACCGCACCCUCCUCGACUCCGAGGGCAAAUACUGGCUGAGCUGGGGCCCACGGGGCGGCCGGCUCGCCUUUCGCCUCGAGGUGCGCACCGCCGGCUACGUGGGCUUCGGCUUCUCGCCCACCGGGGCCAUGGCCGCGGCGGACAUCGUCGUGGGCGGCGUGGCCCGCGGGCGGCCCUAUCUGCAGGAUUAUUUUACAAAUGCAAAUAGAGAGUUGAAAAAAGAUGCUCAGCAAGAUUACCACCUGGAGUAUGCCAUGGAAAAUAGUACCCACACAGUAGUUGAAUUUACCAGAGAACUGCAUACCUGUGACAUGAAUGAUAAGAGUAUAACGGAGAGCACUGUGAGAGUGAUCUGGGCUUACCAUCAUGAAGAUGUGGGCGAAGCCGGCCCCAAGUACCAUGACUCCAAUCGUGGCACUAAGAGUCUACGGCUGUUGAAUCCUGAGAAAACCACCGUGUUGUCUACAGCCAUACCAUACUUUGACCUGGUGAAUCAGGACGUCCCCAUCCCAAACAAAGGUACGACCUAUUGGUGCCAAAUGUUUAAGAUCCCUGUGUUCCAGGAAAAGCAUCAUGUAAUAAAGGUGGAGCCACUGAUACAGAGAGGCCACGAGAGUCUGGUCCACCACAUCCUACUCUACCAGUGCAGCAGCAGCUUUAACGACAGCGUCCUGGACUAUGGCCACGAGUGCUACCACCCUAACAUGCCCGAUGCGUUCCUCACCUGCGAGACCGUCAUUUUCGCCUGGGCCAUUGGUGGAGAGGGUUUUUCCUAUCCACCUCAUGUUGGAUUAUCCCUUGGCACUCCGUUAGAUCCUCGUUAUGUGCUCCUGGAAGUCCAUUAUGACAAUCCGACAUAUAAGGAGGGCUUAAUAGAUAAUUCUGGACUGAGGUUAUUUCAUACGACAGAUAUAAGGAAGUACGAUGCUGGGGUGAUUGAGGCUGGCCUCUGGGUAAGCCUCUUCCACACCAUCCCUCCAGGGAUGCCUGAAUUCCAGUCUGAGGGUCACUGCACUCUGGAAUGCCUAGAAGAGGCUCUGGAAGCUGAAAAGCCAAGUGGAAUCCAUGUGUUUGCUGUUCUUCUCCAUGCUCACCUGGCUGGCAGGGGCAUCAGGCUCCGUCAUUUUCGCAAAGGGGAGGAAAUGAGAUUACUGGCUUAUGAUGACGAUUUUGACUUCAACUUCCAGGAGUUUCAGUAUCUAAGGGAAGAACAAACAAUCUUACCAGGAGAUAAUCUAAUUACUGAGUGUCGUUACAACACAAAAGAUAGAUCCCGGAUGACUUGGGGAGGAUUAAGCACCAGAAAUGAAAUGUGUCUGUCAUAUCUUCUUUAUUACCCAAGAAUUAAUCUUACUCGAUGUGCAAGUAUUCCAGACAUCAUGGAACAACUUCAGUUCAUUGGUGUUAAGGAGAUCUACAGGCCAGUCACGACCUGGCCCUUCAUUAUCAAAAGCCCCAAGCAGUAUAAAAACCUUUCUUUCAUGGACGCAAUGAAUAAGUUUAAAUGGGCUAAGAAGGAAGGUCUUUCCUUCAACAAGCUUGUCCUUAGCUUGCCUGUGAACGUGAGAUGCUCCAAGACGGACAAUGCAGAGUGGUCGAUUCAAGGGAUGACCGCAUUACCUCCCCAUGUGGAAAGACCGUAUAAAGCAGAGCCUUCGGUGUGUGGAACCUCUUCUUCCUCUUCUGUGCGCAGAAAUCGCUCUCUUGAGCUGCUCGUGGGCUUCAUGGUACUCAGCAGCAUGUUGCACAGCACACGCUUGUGGUCAUCAUUCUGUGCCUGGGGACGGUGCUUCCUGUGA